CUUUCGCGACCUUGACGUCGUCUGCCGCUAUGGGAAGCCGGAUUCUUUCUCUACUUCCUUUGUCCUCCUGCGAGACGUAAGAAUUUCUCCCGCUACAGUCGCAAAACAAAGCAGCAACUAUCUACUUAGCGCUUUGGCUUCGCAUGUCUCUUCCUAGCAGAACAAGUGCAUUAGACCGUUAGACAGUUAGCACCGUUGCUCUCAACUAGGUGUUUGCCCGGUUUCAAAAGUCUAUAUGUGCUCACUAAGUGGACUAGUCAGGAGGCCAGCUACAUUACGGUUGAAUCGAUUAAAUCUUAUAAAGUCGGCCUAUGGUGUAGACGUGAACCCGUGAAAGACUUUCUUCGUACUUUUCGCUGCGGGAUUUUCUUCUCUCGAGUGGGUGUGGUGCAAGGAAAUAAUACAGCGCCUCGCUCGGACUUGAGAUAUCUGUCAGGCACAUCCCGUUAGUGGGAAGGAAAGAGGAGGAGUGUAAGCGAUUCCUAAGAAAAGUCCAUUCAAUCGCGAGUCAUGGACUUUCUAUCUCAGCAAAGGCAACAAGCUGGCCCUGCCGCUGACGAUGUCGAGGCUCAGGGAGCCCGCCAUUCGAACGGCGCUGGGUAUGAGGGUGGAGAGCAGCAGGGUACCGAACAGCCGCCUGGGCACACCGGCGAGCAUAUUAAAUUUGGAGACUACCGCCUGAAAGAACCUCCAAAGAGCUCAGAUUUAAACGAAUAUGAAGCUCUUGAUCGGUUUAUCACAAAUUUUGAUGCCGAGCGCCGAGCGAGUCUUGCAAGUGGCAUUAGCAAGCAGCGUAAGAAGCCGAAGUGGUGGCAAUUCUGGAAAUCCAGUGAAGGGGAGAUAGUGGAACCUGAGCGUGAACCUGGCGAGAUUGGCAAGCCGCCAGAGUCAUGGCUCGAAACAGAUAUUCAACAUGGCCUGACUACCGCUCAAGUGGAGGAGCGCCGAAGACGAUUUGGCUGGAACGAAUUGAUGGCCGAAAAGGAGAAUAUGUUCGCUAAGGUGCUCAGUUAUUUCCAAGGACCCAUUCUCUAUGUUAUGGAAAUCGCGGCGCUAUUGGCUGUGGGUUUGGGUGACUGGAUUGACUUCGGUGUCAUCAUUGGUAUUCUUUGCCUGAACGCAUUCGUCGGGUUCUACCAGGAGAAACAAGCAGCAGACGUUGUCGCGAGCUUGAAAGGUGACAUCGCUAUGAAAGCUCAUGUCGUACGUAAUGGCGCUGAAGAGCAAAUAUUGGCCAGGGAAUUGGUCCCAGGUGAUAUUGUCAUAAUCCAAGAAGGUCAAACCGUCCCAGGUGACGCUCAAUUGAUUUGCGACUACACCAGACCUCAUGACUUCGAGCAAUUCAAGGAAUUGAGAAACGAAGACAAGUUCGGGGACGAGGAAGAAGCCCGAAAUGAGAAGAACGGCAAAAAUGGCAAAGCCAACAACAAGAAUAAGGAACAGGAGAAAGAACAAGACGACGAUUACGACGAGUCAAUCCAUUUCGGUGAACCCCUCGUGGCUUGUGAUCAAUCUGCCAUUACUGGUGAAUCGCUCGCUGUGGAUAAGUAUAUGGGCGACGUUUUAUACUACACCACUGGUUGUAAGCGAGGAAAGGCUUUCGCGCUUAUUACCACUUCUGCCAAGUACUCUUUCGUCGGUCGAACUGCAUCUCUAGUCCAAGGCGCCAAGGAUCAAGGUCACUUCAAAGCCGUGAUGGACAGUAUUGGAACAUCAUUGCUAGUACUGGUCAUGUUCUGGAUUCUUGUCGCAUGGAUUGGAGGCUUCUUCCACCAUCUCAGGAUUGCGACGCCGAACGUUCAAAACCUGCUUCAUUACACUUUGGUACUACUUAUCAUCGGAGUUCCGGUCGGUCUGCCUGUGGUGACAACGACAACACUCGCAGUCGGUGCAGCUUAUCUAGCCAAGCAAAAGGCCAUCGUCCAAAAGUUGACGGCUAUCGAAUCCUUAGCAGGUGUUAAUGUCCUCUGUUCGGAUAAGACAGGCACAUUAACAGCAAAUAAACUUAGUAUCCGCGAACCCUUCGUCGCAGAAGGGCAAGAUGUGAAUUGGAUGAUGGCUGUCGCAGCCCUUGCAAGUUCUCAUAAUAUCGCAUCGCUGGAUCCUAUAGAUAAGGUGACUAUCACGACGCUGAAACGCUACCCGAAAGCUCGCGAGAUCCUGCGGGAAGGUUGGAUAACGGACAAAUUCACACCUUUCGACCCGGUUUCCAAGCGUAUUACAACUGAGUGCCACCGCGGAAAUGAUCGCUACAUCUGUGCGAAAGGAGCGCCGCGCGCAAUCGUGAAUCUUGCAAAUGUCAGCGAAGAGGUUCGUACUAUGUACAAUCAAAAAGCUAGGGAAUUCGCUCUGCGAGGUUUCCGAUCUUUGGGUGUGGCAUACAAGAAAAACGACGAGCCAUGGGUACUCCUAGGAUUGCUGUCUAUGUUCGAUCCGCCACGUGAAGAUACCGCACAGACAAUCAUUGAAGCUGCACACCUAGGUGUACCGGUGAAGAUGCUUACGGGUGACGCCAUUGCUAUCGCUAAGGAAACCUGCAAGAUGCUGGGUCUCGGUACUAAGGUCUAUAACUCUGAGAAGUUGAUCCAUAGUGGCCUUACGGGAACGGUUCAACACGAUCUAGUCCAGCGCGCUGAUGGGUUCGCUGAAGUCUUUCCGGAACACAAGUACCAGGUGGUUGAAAUGUUACAACAGCGUGGCUCUUUGACUGCUAUGACGGGUGACGGUGUGAACGAUGCGCCAUCCCUCAAAAAGGCCGAUUGCGGUAUCGCCGUCGAAGGAUCAUCCGAAGCCGCCCAAGCAGCCGCUGAUAUCGUCUUCCUGGCCCCAGGUCUGAGCACCAUUAUUCUAUCAAUCAAGACCUCUCGUCAGAUCUUCCAACGCAUGAAAGCCUACGUCCAAUACCGUAUCGCCCUGUGCCUCCACCUCGAGAUCUACCUCACAACCUCCAUGGUAAUCAUCAACGAAACCAUCCGCCCGGACCUAAUCGUCUUCAUCGCGCUUUUCGCCGACUUAGCGACCGUCGCCGUAGCCUACGAUAACGCACACGUGGAACCACGCCCCGUCGAAUGGCAAUUAAAGAAAAUCUGGGUUAUCAGUGUAAUACUUGGCACAUUGUUAGCCGCUGGUACUUGGAUUAUCCGGGGUACCAUGUUCUUAGUCAACGGCGGUGUUGUCCAGAACUUCGGUUCUAUCCAGGAAGUACUGUUCCUUGAAGUCGCGUUGACGGAGAAUUGGCUCAUUUUCGUGACGCGUGGUGGUCAGACUUGGCCCUCGUGGCAGCUCGUGUUCGCCAUUUUGGGUGUUGAUGCACUCGCUACUAUUUUCGCACUGUUCGGCUGGCUGUCGGGUAGUGGUGGCGGCGUCAUGGAGACUACGCCACAUACGUCAUUUGUCAACUCGCACAAUGGAUGGACCGAUAUCGUCACUGUGGUCGUCGUAUGGGCGUACUCAAUCGGCGUGCUUAUCUUCAUCGCCAUCGUGUACCUCGCGCUCAACAGCUUCUCUUGGAUCAAUAACUUGGGUCGCAAGGACCGCAAUAAGAAGGAUACGCAGAUCGAGAAUAUCAUCGGGCACAUCAACAAGCUUGCUAUCGAGCACGAGCCAGACGCCAAGACCGGGCGCGACAAAUACUUCAUCGUGGAGAAGACGGCGGCCGAUGAGGAAGAUCUCUAAACGGAAUGAAGGAGUGGUAAUGUGGAAGAUAAGCAUACAUGUGAGGAUUAGUGUGUUCUGUUGCAUGCUUUAGGGGAGUCGUUAUGAGUUAAGAG
Messenger RNA from Hypoxylon trugodes, 3770 nucleotides. Its product is annotated as plasma-membrane proton-e. The transcript is spliced from 7 exons. Gene Ontology annotation, molecular function: ATP binding; ATP hydrolysis activity; P-type proton-exporting transporter activity. The coding region runs from base 511 to 3675 and encodes 1054 amino acids. Lineage: Eukaryota; Fungi; Ascomycota; Sordariomycetes; Xylariales; Hypoxylaceae. Gene Ontology annotation, cellular component: plasma membrane. The record is from RefSeq and is a predicted model, not a curated record. Gene Ontology annotation, biological process: proton export across plasma membrane; regulation of intracellular pH.